AUGUCCGAAAAUGCUGCUCCUGCCGAGUUCGAAGGUGUCGACAAGGCACUGAAGGGUUCCUUAAAAGGCAGGGAUUAUGACGAAACUCGUCGGAUUCUUUACGGAAGAGCAUAUCCAGAGCUGAAUAUUCCCGAAGCAAAGCAGCGCGCAACUGAUGGAAACUUCGAGUUGCAGGGGUACCAGGUCGCAGCUGAGCUCGAACAGCUUCGGCCUCCUCGACUAGUACGUCAUUUUUCUAAACCCUGUUAA
Molecule: messenger RNA, 249 nt
Organism: Ostertagia ostertagi
Lineage: Eukaryota; Metazoa; Nematoda; Chromadorea; Rhabditida; Trichostrongylidae
Source: the annotation of a GenBank genome assembly